UGAGCGCCUCGGCUGUCCCGUUUCCUGGCGUGCCUCACGAAAGCAGAACACGAAAGUGCUUUUUUAAAAAAGUCAGAAGAUGAUUAAUGGAUUUAUAUUCCUCACUGCAAUAUGUGUAGCAGCUGGUUUCAACAUUUUCACCAAACCGGAGAAGCAUUUUGAAAAGAAAAAUGAAAACCUAUUUGGACAAACUAUCAUUCAGUCCAAGCAUGGGAUCUUGGCUCCCUCCCCUCAGUCAGCAACACAAAAUUUGUAUCAUUGUACAAAAGAAAGAUGCACUAAAGUGAACAUCGAAGCCAAUGUCAUUAAAGGCCUCAAACCUGUUGUGUCAGCAGCUAAAAGUUUGGAUGGACAAAAGCACAUGGUAUGUCAACAGGUCCGGAAACGUAAAGCCAUUAACGAGGAUCUAAAUGGACUCUGUACCGUUCUCCGUGAACUGCAGAGGGAAAGUGACAUCGACCCUGCAUCACUAGUUGUUGAACAAAUGAAAAAGAACGUUACAAGCAACAGCAACCAUAACAACAACAACAACAACAACGGCAGUAAAGACAGUCCUAAAGAGGAGCCCAUUACACCUGACUCAGAUGCUGGGACAGAGAUUGCCUUUGUUCUGGAUGGCUCUGGGAGUAUUGAGCCUGAAGACUUUGAGAGAGCAAAAAGUUUUAUGUCUAACAUGAUGAAAAAUGUUUGGAAAACCUGUUUCAAUUGUGACUUUGCAAUCGUACAGUAUGGGGAAGAUAUAAGAACAGAACUUUCCCUAAUGGAAAACGACGAUGCAGCAAAGGUCCUUGAAAAGGUGAAAAACAUACAGCAGAUUGGCUCUUUCACAAAAACAGCUUCAGCCAUCAACCAUGUGCUUGAGCAUGUUUUUGUUCCUGAGUACGGUUCAAAAGAGAUCUCUAAGAAGAUAAUCAUAGUGAUGACCGACGGACGCAUACUGUUUGACCCAAUGGACCUCACAGAUGUUUUGAACUUUCCAAAAAUGAAAGACAUUCUCCGCUUUGCUGUAGGGAUUGGGGAUGUUAUAAGUGACAUCAGAGGAGUAACAGAACUGAAGGAAAUCGCCUCUGACCCAGAUGACGAGCACUUAUUUUUGGUCAAUAGCUAUACUGCUUUGGACAGCAUACUAUUGCAGAUGACGAAGCGCCUAACUGGAAUUGAAGAUCAGUCUCUUCUUCAACAGAGAGGACAGAGCAUUGAAAACUACAACAAAAAUAACAACAACAAUAACAAAGAUGACAAUGCAGAUGAGGAUGAUGAAGAUGCUGGGACAGAGAUUGCCUUCGUUCUGGAUGGCUCUGGCAGUAUUGAUGCUAAAGACUUUGAGCGAGCAAAACAGUUUAUGUCUACUGUGAUGAGAAAUGUCUGGAAUGCGUGUUUAAGUUGUGAUUUUGCGAUCGUACAGUAUGGGGAAGAUAUAAGAACAGAACUUUCCCUAAAGGAAAAUGAUAAUGCACCAAAAGCGCUUGAAAAGGUGAAAAACAUACAGCAGAUUGGCUCUUUCACAAAAACAGCUUCAGCCAUCAACCAUGUGCUUGAGCAUGUUUUUGUUGCUGAGAAUGGGUCAAAAGAGAACUCCAAGAAGCUAGUAAUAGUGAUAACUGAUGGACGAAUACUUUUUGACCCACUGAACCUCACAGAUGUUUUGAAUUUGCCAAAAAUGAAGAAUAUUCUUCGUUUUGCUAUUGGGGUUGGAGAUGUUUUAAAUGACACCAAAGGAAUAGCUGAACUGGAGGAAAUUGCCUCUGACCCAGAUGACAAGCACUUAUUUAUGGUCAAUAACUAUGCAGCUUUGGAUAGCAUAUUGUCAUUGAUGGAAAGGACCAUAACUGGAAUUGAAGGUAUCCAGCAGGGGGCAGCAUUCAUCUUUGAACUUGCCGAAGCUGGGUUCAGCAUUGAUUUUGCACAUGAUGGAACUCUUCUUUUUGGUGCAGUCGGGGCAUACGACUGGAGCGGAGGGUUGAUCCUGAAACACCCUGGAGAUGGGGGCAUAACAUUUCUCAAUGACUCUUCCGCAGAGCCAAGAUUUUCCUACUUAGGCUACAGUGUGGUAUCUGUCAAGGGAUCUCAGGGGAGCCUGUUUGUGUCUGGGGCUCCUCGGUAUAACCUCACUGGCGCCAUCCUUGUCUUCAACAGCAGCUCACACAAGCUGAUACAGAGGCUACCUGGAGACCAGGUGGGCUCUUACUUUGGAUCAGAACUAUGUGCGCUGGACACUGACAUGGAUGAAGACACAGACCACCUGUUGGUCGGAGCGCCAUUUUUCCAUCGGAGGGGAGAGGAGGGCAGAGUGUAUGUGUACAAGCUGGACAAGGGACAGUUCCGCAAGGAGAAGUUUGAGUUGUGGGGCGUGGAGGAGCACACCUUUGCCAGGUUUGGAUCCGCCAUUGCAAGUAUCGGAGACAUCGAUGGGGACAGGUUCAGUGACGUGGCAGUGGGGGCUCCGCUGGAAGGAGAGGAGAGAGCUGUUUCUUCCGGAUGUGUCUACAUCUAUAACGGAUACGAGGGGGGUAUCAGGCCUCGCUUUUCACAGAGGAUUUCAGCCGCAGACUUGAAGCUGAAGCUUCGUUACUUCGGCCGAGCAGUCAGCAGGAUGCUUGAUCCGGGGGACAACAGAAAACAGACAACAGAGUUCAUCAGUGUGGGGAGUGAGGGGGGCAUCACUGUUCUGCGAACUCUUCCUGUCAUUGUCUUCAAACCAAAAAUGAAUCUGGACCCUAAAGUCCUUCCCCAGUUUCAUAACCUUGGAGGAAACACAUUUAACAAGCCAAUCAACUUAAAAAUCUGCUUCGAAGCAAUGAGAGGUCACAUUGAUAGUGGUCAACUUCCUAUUUCAUAUGAAGUGAAUCUAGAUGUUUCUCAAAUGACAAAGCGCCUGUCCUUUGGUAACAGUGAGUCAAAGAAAGAUACCUUUAACUUCUCUCCAGAUCGGGACUGCCUUAGCCUCAUCAGCUUGAAAUUUAUGGGUUGCUAUGACUGCUUCUCCCCCAUUGAAAUCAGACUGAAGUUCACCCUCCCUCAUGACCCGUCUGCUGGUGCCCCUGUCAGAGUGCUAGAUCAGUUUAGCCCGACAGAACACACCGUUAUGCUUCCAUUUCAGAGGGAUUGUGACUCGUGUAUUGCAGACAUAUCCUUGUCUGAUUCAGGGCUGAGCAAGGACAUGAUUGUAGUCGGGCGCACUGAGGAUUUGAAUAUAACUUUCAAUCUAACGAACAAAGGGGAUAUCUCCUACAUGACAACGCUGCUGUUGACAUAUCCCAGCAUCCUCAAUUUUAACGUGGUCUCAAAGAAAGCUGAGAAUAUAGCCUGUAAGAAUGAAGGGGGAGACAUGGACUCAAGGAUAAAGUGUAACAUCUCUCAUCCGGUCCUGAGGAAACACGCACAGACAAUUUUCUCCAUCUCCUGGAGUCUUUCAACCAAGAAACCUGAGACGAGAACUCCUUCAAUGCGAGCAGUGCUGACAUGUGAAAAUAAUGGCACUCAAGUCUUGGACAAUCGGACCUAUUCUUUCGCAGUAAAAAGUGCCCUAAAUGUCCAGAUUUUGGGAAAGGCUAUCCCUCCAUUACUGUCUGUUAUAAGUGGAGAAGAAAAUGUGGAGAAAGACCUUCAGUUUGAAUUUGAGGUACAUGGUGAGAACAAAUACAAUGCCACAAUUACGGUGACAAUAAACAUUACAGUGAAAGGACGUUCAAAGCUCAACAUUAAUAAAGUAUCUUCCAGACAGGGAAGGAAUGAAUGCUCUAAACAAAAGACUGAUAACUCAUAUUUCUGUCACGUGAAUGCGUUAUCUGACACUGUCCACGUUGAAGCCAAAGUCGUGAUAAAAGAUUCUGAGGUGGCUGCUGAGAAGAUACUGGCUUCUGCUACUCUCUCCUAUGAUCAGGAUCAAUUCGAGGCAAUGGGGAAAAAAGACCAUCAUGACGAGGUGGAGGUGCAUUUUGUUAGGCAAGAAGUCGUCAAAUCAACUGCAACCAUAAUAGGAGGCUCCAUAGGUGGCUUCCUGCUCCUGGCCAUUAUCAUCGCCAUCCUAGUUAAGUGUGGAUUUUUCAAGAGCCGUUAUUCAGAGAUACAUGCAGAGAAUUGA
Messenger RNA from Megalops cyprinoides (Indo-Pacific tarpon), 4084 nucleotides. It is a transcript of the gene itgae.2, whose product is annotated as integrin, alpha E, tandem duplicate 2. Gene Ontology annotation, molecular function: integrin binding. Bases 80 to 4084 code for a protein of 1334 amino acids. The record is from RefSeq and is a predicted model, not a curated record. Gene Ontology annotation, cellular component: integrin complex; external side of plasma membrane. Gene Ontology annotation, biological process: integrin-mediated signaling pathway; cell-matrix adhesion; cell-cell adhesion. NCBI's taxonomy places the organism in Eukaryota, Metazoa, Chordata, Actinopteri, Elopiformes, Megalopidae. The transcript is spliced from 36 exons.